Molecule: messenger RNA, 454 nt
Organism: Amoebophrya sp. A120
Lineage: Eukaryota; Dinophyceae; Syndiniales; Amoebophryaceae
Source: the annotation of a GenBank genome assembly
AAGGGGGCGCGGUCGUUCGUUGGAUCAUACCGCUACCCGCUGCGAAGUCACGCGAACGAGACCACUGCCCAACUCCUCCCGGCACCGACUACGACUGCGCACCACUUGAAAAAGAAAACUCAAACUGCAAAAAGUAUUCCAAUUCCGAAGAAAAUGCAGCCAAAAAGUUACUAAGUCUGCCGAGCCUUGCCAGUACGACACAGAUUUGGAGCACUCCGAGCGUCCCACAUGCAUCGCGCAGCACUCGCGGCAGCCAGGGAAGCGCUCGCGCCCGCGUUUUGGUUCGGCGGUUGGCUCCCCGCCCCCGGUGGGGGCGUCCUAGGUGUGCCAGAAAGUCCACAGCGGCCACGCUGGUGGUGCCUGGGCUGGGUCCGUGCCGCGAGGCGUUGGGGGUGCAUCCUCGUGGCCGCGCCGUCUGUAUAAGUUCUAUCUCCGUUAUCACCUCCGCUGGUGG